AACGGCAGUGCAUAGACAUCACACUGCUAACAUCUGAUUCAAUGUUAGUUUUAGAACGCUUGCCUUCCUCCUACAGUUAAUGUGCGUCUAGUGGGAACCAGAGGAAGCUACACGUUGUUGUCGCGGGAUAGUGUUUUGGUCUCCAGGAAGCAGCACCUGAGUAUGCGGAAAGAUUUGCGAUAUUCUUUUAUUUGCAAAUAGUUUGUGGGGUUGCUUGUCUUUUUAUUUAAGGAUUCGUUCUUGGGGGUGCUGUGGCUGUGAGCGAACUUUUGUUAUUUUUUUUUUUGGAUGCUAUCUUUCUCCUGGGUGCUGCAUUUCAAUCCACGUAGCCAGACCUGUGAUGGGGAAAUAGACAGGCAAGAGAUCCAAGGGAUGUGAAGUCUGCCGGGGUCAUCUUCCUUAGGUUUAGUGUCAGUAGGAGGGAACAUGGACUUCUCCAAGUUUCUGGAUGAUGACUUUGAUGUGAAGGACUGGGUGAACGGGGCCUUUAAAACUGUCCAGAAGGACGCACCUGGCGUGGACGGCCACGCUGCAACUCUGGUCAUGAAGUUACAGCUUUUCAUACAAGAAGUCAAUAAUGCCAUUGAAGAGAGCAGUCACCAGGCCCUGCAGAACAUGCCCAGAGUGCUGCGUGACGUACAGGCCCUGAAACAGGAGGCCUCCUUCCUCAAAGAGCAGAUGGUCCUUGUGAAAGAGGACAUAAGGAAGUUUGAACAGGACACAGUGCAGUCCAUGCAGGUUCUUGUGGAAAUCGACCAGGUUAAAUCGAGGAUGCAGGAUGCUGCAGAGGCACUCCAAGAAGCAGACAAGUGGAGCACACUGAGUGCCGAUAUCGAGGAGACGUUCAAAACACAGGACAUAGUCGUGAUCUCUUCCAAGCUGACGAGCAUGCAGAGCAGUUUAGCCAUGCUGGUAGAUACUCCUGAUUAUUCAGAGAAAUGUGUUCACCUGGAGGCCUUGAAGAACAGACUGGAGGCUAUGGCCAGCCCUAAGAUCGUUGCCACUUUCAAUUCACAGUCUCUAGAGCAAGCCAAGGUGUUUGUGAAAGUGUUCAUGGAGAUUGACAGGAUGCCGCAGCUCCUCACCUACUACUACAAGUGCCACAAGGGCCAGCUGGUGGCUGUUUGGCAGGAGCUGUGCCAGAGCGAUCUGAGUCUGGACAGGCAGCUGACAGAAUUCUACGACACACUACUGUCAACGUGGCAUUCACAGCUUCAGUGGAGCAGCCAGGUAUUUAAAAACCCUUAUGAGAUUGUGACGGUUCUUCUAAUUCAGACCCUUGGGACCAUGGUGCCUUCAAUCCCAGUGUGCCUCAGCACAGCAAUGGAGAGAGCCGGACAGGAAGCCAAGCUCCUGACCCUGCUGGAUCUCUAUGAGUUAGCUGCUCACUUUGCUAAGGGACUAGAAGCCGCCAUGUUACCUCACCUUGGUGAAAGCAACGUGCUGAAAGUUGGGGAGUUGGUCACUGCGGUGUACGGACCUUAUAGACCAUACCAGCUUCAAUACGGAGAGCUGGAGGAAUCCAACCUGCUCAUUCAGAUCAGUGCUGUGCCGCUGGAACGUGGGGAGGUGAUAGACUGUGUGCAGGAGUUAAGUCACUCUGUCAACAAGCUCUUCAGCCUGGCCUCUGCAGCCGUGGACCGAUGCAUCAAGCUGACGGAUGGCCUGGGGGUGUGUGGGCUGCUCAAAGCGCUGAGGGCUCUUUUUACAAAGUAUGUUUCGGACUUCUCUGGCACGCUCCAGUCUAUACGAAAGAAGUGUAAACUGGAAGACAUGCCGAACGGUUCCCUGUUUCAAGAAGACUGGACGGCUUUUCAGAACUCUGUUAGAAUAAUAGCAACUUGCGGUGAACUACUAAGGCAGUGCGGAGCUUAUGAGCAGCAGUUGGCAAACAGGUUCCUGUCGACAGCAGGGAGAUAUUUGUCUGAUUCAUACAGCCCCAGCAGCCUGACUGGGAUUCAAGAGGCCAGUGCUGUAGACAGAAGGAGCUCCACUCGAAACCCGUGGCAGGAGUACAAUUACUUGCUGAAGGGAAACGUGGCUGAGUAUGCCAGCCUGAUGGAAAUGCUCUAUAACUUAAAGGAGAAAGGGACAGGAAACUCAAGCCUGCUAGCUGAGCCUCGCUCUGCGCUGACCCGUCUGAACCAGCAGGCACACCAGCUGGCCUUCGACUCGGUCUUUCUGCGCAUCAAACAGCAGCUCGUCCUGGUUUCAAAGCUGGAGAGCUGGAACUCCAGUGGCAGUGGGGAGACUCUUACGGAGGCCCUGCCCACGUUCAGCCUGUCCCCCCUUGAAUACAUCACCAACAUUGGUCAGUAUAUCAUGUCCUUGCCUUUACAUUUGGAGUCCUUUGUCACCCAGGAAGAUUCAGCCCUGGAGCUGGCACUACAUGCAGGGAAACUGCCAUUCCCUCCAGAGCAAGGUGAUGAUUUACCAGAACUGGACAAUAUCGCAGACUACUGGGUUGGAUCAGUUGCCAGAGCGACGAUGCAGACCUACUGUGAUGUUAUUCUGCAGAUCCCAGAACUCACUGCACACUCCACCAAACAGCUGGCUACUGACAUAGAUUACCUGAGUAAUGUGAUGGAUGCAUUGGGCUUACAGCCGUCACGCAUGCUGCAGCAGAUUGUAACUCUUCUGAAGACCAAACCGGAGGACUACAGACAAACAGCAAAAACCCUGCCGAGAAGACUGGCCUGCACUUUUGCAGCAAUGAGGGGCCUCGAUUAUUAGGCUUUGCAGGACAAAGCGGGAGGAAGGCACACUUUUUAAAAUGUAUUUUCUUAAUAUUAACUGAAUGUCUGCCGUUUCCCUUUUGUAUUGAUUCGAUUGUCAGUUAUGUGCAUAACUGUUACAAAUAAAAAACAAACUCCCCAAAUUUGACAUUUUAUUCAAACCAAAGAUCAGC
Molecule: messenger RNA, 2908 nt
Organism: Polyodon spathula (Mississippi paddlefish)
Lineage: Eukaryota; Metazoa; Chordata; Actinopteri; Acipenseriformes; Polyodontidae
Product: conserved oligomeric Golgi complex subunit 7-like
Exons: 18
Coding region: 427-2733 (768 amino acids)
Biological process (GO): intracellular protein transport; Golgi organization; retrograde vesicle-mediated transport, Golgi to endoplasmic reticulum
Cellular component (GO): COG complex
Source: RefSeq, a predicted model, not a curated record